CGCCGACUUCAAAGCUUUCGUUGCUCACUGACAAGCUUCAGCUGCUGGGUGACGACGAUGGCGACGGUGAUGGCGGCGCGUAUUCCCCUUGGGUCUCGACUGAAGAAUAGCUGCUUACCCUCCCCACACUAUGGACGCUCAUUCUCGACCUUAAAAUCCGCAUCAAAGCGUUCCACCACCGGAACGGGUCCUCUAUAUCCCCCUUCAACGUCCAAGGCUUCUACCAUGAGUGGUUCAGCGCCUGUAGCUACUGCUACGGCCUCAUCUAGUGCCUCGAGAAAAUCUGCGACCAAGAACGAGAAGAAGGUGAAAAAGCCUAUCCCUGCUCCAGACAGCACAGAGGCGCAGCUCAAACAAAUAGAGCAUAUGAUGAACAUGGCAAACACGUCGAACCUGUUUCCAACCAUGGAUAUGUGGGGUACUAAGAUACUGACUCUCGACGUAGAAAUACCACGCGACGCUCCAUUGCGCAUGCUUUUCUCAAAUCCAGGCGCAUUUUGGCACGCGAUACAGCACAACUUCUCCAAUUGGUUGAAGAACACAUUCAGCAUGUAUACCAUUGCCACAUCUGGAGCUUUUCCGGGAGUCAGUCAUGAUUUUCGAUUUAGUCACUUAUUCCUACCGCGCACAUGGCGUCAACUAGGCAACAUAACAUCACCUUCUUCAAAAUCCUGGCUAGCGCCAUUGCGACGUAUUGCCAUGGAUAACUAUCUGGCUAUGGGCCGCGCCAUAGCUGACAAGGAUGGAGUCACCCUCAAGGCACUGACAACAGCCGAACAUGCCACUAAGGUAAACAAGAUUGUCCGCGCCCGUCAACCUGGCCAGGUUUGGCAGUGGAAGGUUCUAAGCGACGUCUCAGACAAAACCUUGUUCCAAGAGAAAAGCCUAUUCCGUCCCCUUGCAAUAUCACCAGGAGCUACUAUUGUAUCUAUCCGUUCCGGUGAGGUUUAUGUGGCGAAGGAACCCCCGAAGCGUGGACACCGGUUGGUGAUACACGCACUAGUCAAGUUCGAGACUACGCAGGAAUUCAAGAUGUUCACAAAACAGGGUCAGUUAGUAGAUACUGGAUCUGCAGAGCCUCGUCGUGUGGUGGAAUAUCUGGUGCUCGAGAAAGUUGGCUGGUACGACAAUACGUGGCAGGUGCGGGACCAGAUCUACAUGUAAGCGGGUGCUAGCUGGAGGAUAUAAUAGGAGUUUGUGAUUAUAUCACCACCAAAUAUCAUUUUGCAGAAUUGCGGGAUACAACCUGCUGUCAUGCGAAUUAAUCGUUUUCACUACAGAGAAAGUAAAUAUACCUACCCUAUUUAUUUAUUUACCGUACAUUACCGCGUAGGUGAUCCCGUUGACCACUCCGGCAAAGCGACUUGUCCGAGUG
Molecule: messenger RNA, 1375 nt
Organism: Suillus paluster
Lineage: Eukaryota; Fungi; Basidiomycota; Agaricomycetes; Boletales; Suillaceae
Exons: 6
Coding region: 58-1164 (368 amino acids)
Source: RefSeq, a predicted model, not a curated record